UUGACGUACCCGGAAGUGACGGACACUACAAGCUGGCAGGCGAGCGUGAGAGACGUGUCCGCACGACGAGGGAUGGACGUGAUGGAGGACACGGCCCGCGCCGAGGACGAGGAGCACUUUGAGGAUGCCUACGACCGAAUUCCCACUGCAUGUGACAUGGACCUGCAGUCUGCCAUCCAGGAAACUCAAUGUGCCCUCAGCUUAGUCCUUAACAACAAGUUCUCUGAAGCCCUGGACCUUCUUAAGCCAUUGUGGCGGGACAGUAUGUACCACGCGUUGGGUUACAGCAGCAUCUUGGUGAUGCAGGCGGCUAUGACCUUCGAGCAGGGGGACAUCCAGAUCGCCAUGGCGACCAUCAAGGAAGCCCUACACACCUGUCAGAGGUUUCGCAAGAAGAACUCAGUGGUGGGAUCGCUUUCCAGCCUGAUCAGCAGGCAAUCCAACCUCCAGGAAGAGGAGAUGCACGCCGAGCUGUGCUACGCCGAGUGUUUGCUGCAGAAAGCCACGUUGACUUUUGUGCAGGACGAAAACAUGAUCAGCUUCAUCAAAGGAGGCAUCAAAAUCAGAAGCAGCUAUCAAAUCUACAAGGAUUGUCACAAUGUGCUGAACGCCAGCGGUGAACCCAAGGGGAAAUCCGACUCGCACCGGCAGUUUGAGGGCGGAGUCAAGUUGGGCAUGGGCUCCUUCAACUUGAUGCUGUCCCUCCUCCCGCAGCGGAUCCUUCGACUGUUAGAGUUCAUAGGUUUCUCCGGAAACAGGGAGUUUGGCUUAUCCCAGUUGCGCGAGGGAACGUCCGGUUCCACUUUGCGCUCCAUCUUGUGCACGUUGACGUUGCUCUUCUACCACACUUACGUCUCCCUCGUGCUAGGAAGCGGCGAGGGCAACUUGGCAGAAGCCGAAGCGCUGCUGGAGCCUUACAUUCACAAGUAUCCUAAAGGCGCCAUCAUUCAGUUCUACACGGCCCGGAUAGCCGCGCUGCGGGGACACUUUGAGAAGGCCUGCUCGGGAUACCAGGACUGCGUAAGCAGCCAGCAGGAGUGGAAGCAGAUCCACCACUUGUGUUACUGGGAACUCAUGUGGACACACUCGUACCAGCAAGAUUGGCCGCAGGCGUACCGCUACGCUGACCUGCUGUGUCGGGAAAGCCGCUGGUCUAAGGCCAUUUACGUGUAUCAGAAGGCCGCUAUCCUCAGUAUGAUGUCGGUGGAAGAUGCGGAGAAGACUGGGGAGGACUUGGUGGAGCUCUUCCGGCAGGUGGAGGGACUCAAGCAGCGGCUAGCCGGGAAGUCCAUCCCUUUGGAGAAGUUCGCGGUUAGGAAAUCUCGGCGCUACAAAGCUAGCAGUCCUGUGCCGUUGGUGCUUCCCGUUCUGGAAAUGAUGUACAUUUGGAGUGGUUUCACCAUCGUAGCCAAGAGAGCCGACUGCACCGAGGCGCUGCUGGUCACCAUCGAGGCUGCUGAAGAGCGACUUGCCGGCGAGGCUCAACCUUCCGAGUUCCACGUAGACGACUGCUGCCUGGUGCAGAUGUUAAAGGGUCUCUGCCUCAAGCACGCUGGGCGACUCCUACAGGCAGAGCUCUGCUUCACCCACGUGCUUUCCAGUGAAAAUCGCAUCCGUUACGAUCACUACCUGGUUCCAUUCACACUCUACGAGCUUGCUCUACUCUACCGACAGCAGGGCGACUGCACCAAGGCUGCUGCCUUCAUGGAAAACGCCAAGAGCAACUACAAGGACUACUCCAUGGAGUCCAGACUGCACUUUCGCAUUCACUCAGCCCUCAACAACCUCGAAAGUUCAGCCGACGCCAGCGCUUCAAAUGUUUGACGGUUUUUUGAGAAGGUUUUGAAGAUAGGCGGUGAAAAACGGGGACCCGUCAGUCCCUACUUGCAGCUUUAAUUAUUACAACCGCUAGCAAAAAAAUUGGAAUCACCAGUCUCGGAUGAGCACUCACUCGGACAUUUUACCAUGUAGAACAAACUUCUUCAGGCAGUCAUCUUUGUAAAUCUCACUGGAACAGCACCAAACAAAAGUUCCAACAUCAUCACCUUGUCCAGUGCAGAUUCUUGACUCUUGACACCUUGUCCAAUGCAGAUUCUUCCGUCUUGUUACUUUUAUAGAGCAAGUGCAAGGAAAUAUAUACAGUAUGGAAUCACUCCAUUCUGAGGAAAAAAAUAUAAAAUCAUUAGAAACAAACAAAGAAAUAACGAUGAGAACACAUCUCUAGUAUUUAGAAGCACCGCAUCUGGCUUUUAUGACAGCUUGCAAUCUCUGAGGCAUGGACUUGAUGAGUAUUCUUCAUCAAUUUGGUGCCAACUCUCUUUGAUUGCAGUUGUAAGAUCAUCCUUGCAGGUCGGAGCCUUGCCGUCGACUAUUUUUUUCAAUUUCCACCACAGGUUUUCAAUAGGGUUGAGAUCUGGGCUAUUUGCAGGCCAUGACAUUGACUGGAUGAGCCUUUCUCCAAGGAAUUCUUUAAUAGUUUUAGCUCUGUGGCAUGAUGCAUUUUCAUCUUGGAAAUGACAAACAUAUUUUCAAUUGAAGGGAUAAGAAAGCUGUCUAAAAUUUCAAUGUAAACUUGUGCAUUUAUUGAAGAUUUAACCACAGCCAUCUCCCCAGUGCCUUUGCCUGACAUGCAGCCCCAUAUAAUCAAGGACUGAGGGAAUUUUGAUUUUUUUUCAGGCAGUCAUCUUUGUAAAUCUCACUGGAACAGCGCCAAACCAAAGUUCCAGCAUCAUUGCCUUGUCCUCUUGACAAGGGGAUAAUGCUGGAACUCCGGUUUGGUGCUGCAAAAAUAAUGAAUUAGUUCAAAAGUGCAACUCUGAGAGAAUUUUGAUGUUUCUUUUCAGGCAGUCAUCUUUGUAAAUCUCACUGGAACAGCACCAAACCAAAGUUCCAGCAUCAUUACCUUGUCAAGAGGACAAGGUUCCAACAUCAUCACCUUGUCAAGAGGACAGGGUUCCAGCAUCAUCACCUUGUCAAGAGGACAACGUUCCAGCAUCAUCACCUUGUCAAGAGGACAAGGUGAUGAUGCUGGAACUUUGGUUUGGUGCUGUUCCAGUGAGAGUUACAAAGAUGACUGCCUAAAGAAAACAUCAAAAUUCCCUCAGAGUUGAAUCAUCACCAUGUCAAGAUGACAAGGUUCCAGCAUCAUCACCUUGUCAAGAGGACAAAGUGAUGAUGCUGGAACUUUUGUUUGGUGCUGUUCCAGUGAGAUUUACAAAGAUGACUGCCUCAAGAAAACAUCAAAAUUCCCUCAGAGAUGCACUUUUGAACUAAUUCAUUAUUUUUUUCAAGCUUUUUAUCUGAGUUUGUUCUACAUGAUGAAAUGUCUGAGUGAGUGCUCAUCCGAGACUGGCGAUUCCAUACUUUUUUUGCUAGGGGUUUUAGUCUUUAUUUGCCUUCAGCUUCUCUCCGUCCACACGCGGCCGCCAAUCAAAACGGCGCCGAUCAGCACUUCGCCUGGAAGCUUUUUUUGUUUAACCCCCUACCUCCUUAUUUAUGAUUUUUACCUUGAAAGCCGGCAGCACAAUCUGCGCAUGACACUCCUUUGAUUGUUAUUUCAUGUGAAUUUAUCUGUUCCGCCUUAAAUAGCGACACACUCCGACUUUUCGUCCCCAAACAUUUCGCUUAUGCAACACGCGGAGGCGAACAAACGGAUCGUUUACGUGACAACGGACUUUGUCCCGCUCGAAAAACACUCUUUUCUCCACUCGUUUGCGAGGUCGCAGUGAUGCGUAACGACUCAAGAACGCUCAAUAGACGUACAAAUGUGUGUCAUUUUUCUUUGUUGUGCCUCCAAGUCCAGAAUUAUUCACAAAACUGCCUUCACGAGAUUUUCUGAGCAAAUACUUGAGUUGAAGAACGGAAAUUCCGGGCUGUAAGUCACACUGAUAAAGUCGCGCUAGCCAAAAAAUACAUCCGUGUCUUAUAUAGAGUGAGGAAAAUAAAUAUUUGAACACCCUGCGAUUUGCAGUCCAAUCGUCCAGUCCCAUCUGCAGAAAACACCCCCAAAGCAUGAUGCUACCAUCCUCAUGGUUCACAGUAGGGAUGGUGUUCUUGGAAUGGUACUCACCAGUCUUCUUCCUCCAAACACUAUGAGUGGAAUUGAGACCAAAAACAUCUGUUUUAAUCUCACAUGACUCCUAUGGAUCAUUCAAAUGGUCAUUGGCAAACCUAAAACUAAACCAGGACAUCUCCUGGUUUAAGCAGGGGAACUUUCCGGUCCAUGCAGGAUUAUAAACCAUGACCUCUUAGUGUAUUACCAAGAGUAACCUUGGAAAUGGUGGUCCUAGCUCCAUUCAGGUCAUUGACCAGCUCCUCCUGUGUAGUUCUUGGCUGAUUCCUGACCAUUCUUCGGAUCAUUGAGACCCUACGAGGUAGAUCUUACAUGGAGCCCCAGUCGGAGGGAGAUUGACGGUCAUGUUUGGCUCCAUCCCAUCCCAUCCCUCGCUUAUCUGAGGUCGGGUUGUGGGGGUAGCAGCUUCAGAAGGGAAGCCCAGACUUCCCUUUCCCCAGCCAGCUCUUCUUGGAGGAUCCCAAGGUGUUACCUGGCCAGCCGGGAGUCAUUGUCUCUCCAGCGUGUCCUGGAUCGGCCCCGCGGCCUCCUCCCCAUGGGACGUGCCUGGAACACCUCACUAGAGAGACGCCCUGGAGGCAUCCAAAUCAGAAGUCCUUGUCACCUCAUCUGGCUCCUCUCGAUGUGGAGGAGCAGCGGAUUUACACCAAACCUGUCCCCGAUGACCGAGCUUCUCACCUUAUCUCUCAGGGUCCCGGAUCUUGUUCUUUCAGCCAUGACCCACAGUUCGUGACCACAGGUGAAAGUAGGAAUGUAGAUCAACUUUCGGCUCAGCUCCCUCUUCACCACGACAGACCGAUGCAAAGUCUGCAUCACUGCAGAUGCUGCACCGAUCAGCCUGUCAGUCUCCCAUUUUUUCACCACUCGUGAAUGUCAGGGAAGUUCAAGUUUGAACCACAAGACAAGUAGCAAUCGAUAGCUCAAAUAUGAGAGAAUGAAUCAGACCCAGCCAAGGAUUGCCUGCUUCGAAGACAUUAUCCUGCUGAAAGUAGCCAUCAGAAGUUGGGUACAUUGUGGUCAUAAAGGGAUGGACAUGGUCAGCAACAAUACUCAGGUCGGCUGUGGCGUUAAAACGAUGCUCAAUUGGUACCAAGUGGCCCAAAGAGUGCCAAGAAAAUAUUCCCCACACCAUUACACCACCACCACCAGCCUGAACCGUUGAUACAAGGCAGGAUGGAUCCAUGGUUUCAUGUUGUUGACGCCAAAUUCUGACCCUACCAUCCGAAUUUCGCAGCAGAAAUCGAGACUCAUCAGACCAGGCACGUUUUUCCAAUCUUCUAUUGUCCAAUUUCGAUGAGCUUGUGCAAAUUGUAGCCUCCGUUUCCUGUUCUUAGCUGAAAGGAGUGGCACCCGGCGUGGUCUUCUGCUGCUGUAGCCCAUCUGCCUCAAAGUUCGACGUACUGUGCGUUCAGAGAUGCUCUUCUGCCUACCUUGGUUGUAAUGGGUGGUUAUUUGAGUCACUGUUGCCUUUCUAUCAGCUCAAACCAGUCUGGCCAUUCUCCUCUGACCUCUGGCAUCAACAAGGCAUUUCCGCCCACAGAACUGCCGCUCACUGGAUAUUUUUUCUUUUUCAGACCAUUCUCUGUAAACUCUAGAGAUGGUUGUGCGUGAAAAUCCCAGUAGAUCAGCAGUUUCUGAAAUACUCAGACCAGCCUUUCUGGCACCAACAACCAUGCCACGUUCAAAGUCACUCAAAUCACCUUUCUUCCCCAUACUGAUGCUCGGUUUGAACUGCAGGAGAUUUUGUUAAACCAUGUCUACAUGCCUAAAUGCACUGAGUUGCCGCUAUGUGAUUGGCUGAUUAGAAAUUGUUAACGAGCAGUUGGACAGGUGUACCUAAUAAAGUGGCCGGUGAGUGUAUAUCAAGGAUACAAUGGCGUGAUCCGGCCAGGAGCUGUGAAAAUGCAGGAGUACAGAGAGAAUACACAAGUCAAGGGUUUACAUAUUCUUGUUGAAAGGGUGUUGCUUACUAUGAAAACAAAAACGAAACUUAUUACAGCCCACCUCUGGUGAUUUUUCAGCUGAAAAACAUCAUGAGUUACGACCUUGGGAACUUAGCCGUAGCUGGCACGAAAGGGAGUAAAAUCAGAUAAGGAAGUCCACAGAAACUCUUUGUAUUAUGUUCAAAGAAAUAGGUAGAGCACACGAACAUGAAUAGAUACAGUCACAGCACAAAUGAAUAUAGUUUAACAGUAGUUAUGUGUUUUAUUUUGAAAUAUUUAUUUAUUGUCAUCAUCAUCGGUAUCAUUGACAAUCAUUGACAAUUACAAAAUGUGAUAUGAUUUGUCCGAAGGAACCGAAGAAGGAGACAAAGGCAGACGGGAGGGAGCAUAUGCUUAUCAGUUUCCCAUCCCCCAUACAACUAAAGACGCACAUUCAGACAUGGUACAUACAUCAGAUGGCCACAAACUGUACAAUAACACAAUCAACAAUCUGGGUUUACAAUGACUCAGCGUCCAGUCAGGCAGCUCAAUUAAUUUCAGGGCAUACAAGGUUAUGGCUUUGGCAUGUCCUUGACAUUUUUGCAUCUGUUUGCUGUGGGAACAUUUUGUUGUGGCUAUGUGUGUGGCAAAAGUGAUUAUGUGUUAUCACAGCUGGUGUGAGUAGCGACUCAAAUUGCUUUUCUUAUAAGUCUCUUAAAAGGAUACAUGGUGGCAACAAUUGGCGCACACAAAGAUCACUGUAAUUUUCAAGUGAGGUCAGCUGGUCAAGACUCAUAAUAGCUUUAAUCUUCAUGUCUUGCAUCUUGACAAGGAUCCUGCGUAUCACCUGGGCUAGGUGUCAGUUGUAAUCCAGAAAUGAUGAGCUCAUUUGCGCGUCGGCACUGGUCGAGAUCGUCAGCCAAAAUUUCCAGCCUCUUGAUGCGAACAUCUCUCUCUUCGACCGCCUGCUUGAGUUUCUCGUUUUCAGCGCGAAUUAACUGGAGCUCUCUGACGAUUUCUUGAUUCUGGAAGGGUUGAAGCCGGCAGAGCGCCCACGUGGGUUUUGGGUCUGAUAAAUGCGCGCGUCCCCGGAGGUCGGUGCUUUAUAAGCAUGAAUAAAAUAUUCCUUCACAGUUAACAAGACCCCGAGAGACUUGAACUCUCCACUUGGGUCAGGACCUCAUCCCUGACCCGGAGAGGGCAUUCCACCUUUUCCCGAUUGAGGAUCAUGGUCUCGGAUUUAGAGGUGCUGAUUCUCAUCCUGACAUCAUUUUUAAAAAAUUGCUCCAAAGGUGGUUCUUAUAUCAGCAAGCUGCUUGGCAAUUAUCCCUUAACACUUUCCAGCCUUGUUGAGGUCUACAAUUCUGUCUCUGGUGUCUUUGGACAACUCUUUGGUCUUGACUAUGUUAGUAAUUGGAGUCUUCCUGAUUGUAUGGGGUGGACAGGUGUUUAUAUGCUAUAUGUGUUAGUAAUUUGAGUUUUUCUGAUUGUACGGGGUGAACAGGUGUUUAUACGCUAUAUUCUUUUUCACAAAAUUUUUUGGCUAGCGCGACCUAUACUCCAGGGCAACUUAUAGUCCAGAAUAUACGGUAUUUUCAUCAAAGUUCUGAGAAAUGAAGUGUUGCAAUGAGAUCCAAAGUCAUUUGUUUGAAAUAGUGCAAUGCAAGCUUUAUUCUUUCUAUUUAUAUGAAAUUGUUUUGUUUCGCCUUGACUCGGCGUCAAGUCGGGUUCUGUUUUCGUUUAUGUAAAAAAAGCUAAUAAAUGCAUUUUUGACAGUCGAUGGGCUUUGGAUGUUUGCUUUGGAGUCGUGGGCGGGAUCAAUGCCGCGUGUACUUUAGCUAAUAAUUGACGGGCGGCGGAUGCUCGCGCGGAUCGGGAGAGAAGACCGCAAAAUGUUCGACAUGUUGCUCGGGAAGGGAGUUUGUCUUCUUCUGCCGCUUCUACUAAUCUCCACUACCGACGCAGAUGUCACUCGGCAAGACGACUUUGCAGGACCAGAGGAGUGUCUCGACAGGAAGCCCACGCGUGCGUCAUGUGACCUCAUAUUUUGUCGCCCCUGGGAGCGAUGCAUCGAAGGACGUUGCUCCUGCAAGCCCCCGUAUUUGUGUCCCACCG
Messenger RNA from Corythoichthys intestinalis (scribbled pipefish), 8109 nucleotides. RefSeq names its product tetratricopeptide repeat protein 39B-like. The record is from RefSeq and is a predicted model, not a curated record. Gene Ontology annotation, cellular component: membrane. Gene Ontology annotation, molecular function: protein binding; serine-type endopeptidase activity. NCBI's taxonomy places the organism in Eukaryota, Metazoa, Chordata, Actinopteri, Syngnathiformes, Syngnathidae. Gene Ontology annotation, biological process: proteolysis. The coding region runs from base 73 to 1824 and encodes 583 amino acids. The transcript has 17 exons.